Molecule: messenger RNA, 297 nt
Organism: Oldenlandia corymbosa var. corymbosa
Lineage: Eukaryota; Viridiplantae; Streptophyta; Magnoliopsida; Gentianales; Rubiaceae
Source: the annotation of a GenBank genome assembly
AUGGAGAAGUACUUCGGGAACGCGUACAGAGGCGACCCAGGAGUUCCACACUCAGACCCGGAUCGUUUCGAGAACAUAUGGAUUGGUUCCUUCAUCUUCUCCGCCCUCACCUGGAAGAAUCCUUACAUGUGGACUCUCUCCAAUCAGUACAAUUGGCAUGACAAGGCCAUGCUAUUCGAGCAGUAUCACUGGAAGAAAGCACUCGAGCAGGGAAAGCCGUACAAAUUCAAGUGGAAUCAGAUAGACAAAGAGAUUCGAGACAACUACUACUUCAAUUGGCCGGUCUAUUUCCCUUAA